UACGAGAAGGUCCAGAUGCUGUUGAGUGACCGAUUCCUUGGCUUUUACAUGAUACCUGAUAAUGGUCCAUGGAAUUACAACUUCAUGGGAGUGAAGCACACUGUUAGCAUGAAGUACGGGGUGAAGUUAGGUACACCUCGGGAGUACUACAAUGAGGAUCACCGACCAACACAUUUCCUGGAAUUCAGCAAUAUGGAGGAAGGUGAUACUGCUGAGGCAGAUCGGGAAGAUACAUUUACAUAAUACAUUGCCAUUCAAAUAUAUGUUGGUAAGAUUACCCUCAGGUCUUUGGGAAGUCAAAUCAAGUGGUGACUUUGUUGUGGUAUGUCUCAGCUAUAGUCCAUAGUGUAGUGGCUGAUGAUAUUAGAUGGAACCUACAAGUUGUAAAUAUAUGAAAUGAAUUUGUAGCUUGAUGCCGCUGUAUACUUUUUAUCGAAGGGCGGAUGUCGCGGUUCGAAUUUGUGGUUUAGCAUUUAGCUCGCACCUUUUAGAUGCGGCAAAACAACAGAUGUUUGUACACUAAGAGAAAGCAAAUCGUGUUUUUGGUGUUUUGAUUUU
This is a messenger RNA of Nicotiana tabacum (common tobacco), 558 nucleotides long. NCBI's taxonomy places the organism in Eukaryota, Viridiplantae, Streptophyta, Magnoliopsida, Solanales, Solanaceae. The record is from RefSeq and is a predicted model, not a curated record.